Molecule: messenger RNA, 13347 nt
Organism: Polypterus senegalus (gray bichir)
Lineage: Eukaryota; Metazoa; Chordata; Cladistia; Polypteriformes; Polypteridae
Product: serine-rich adhesin for platelets-like
Exons: 5
Source: RefSeq, a predicted model, not a curated record
UGUCUGAAACCACAAACACACCACAAAAAUCAGAAUUCCCAACGAGCUUCUCAUUGUCUGAUUCCAGCAAAAUACCAUCUUUUCCUGAAUCUACAACUCUCUCCAAGGGUACUGAAACCUCCAUGCCUCACCUCUCAACCAACGUAACCACCCCAACGUUGACCGAAACUACAUCAACUCCCCAAAAAACUGAACAUACAACCAUCCCUAUGUCCACAUCAAGUGCCACUUACCAGGCAAUACAAAAUACUACCAACACUAAAAAAACUCAACUAAUUACAACCACUUCUUUAUCUAAAUCUCAGAUUACUGCCCAAGUAGCUCAAUCAACCUCAAUUCCUCAAGCAACCGAAUCCUUCAUAAUGUCACCAUCUUCUGAGUCAGUUACAUCUCCACCACCUGAAUCCAUCACCACUCUGUCUGAAUCAAAGUUCACCACAACCUUAACUGAAUCUGAAUCGUCCACCCCAACUUUAUCCGAGUCAUCUUCCAAUACCCAAGAAAGUGAAUACCCUAUUGCCUCCUCUCCUUUAUCUACAUCCAUAACUACUCCUGCAACAAAUGAAUUCAACACCACAUCGACAUCGCCCUUAUCAACAGAGAACCAGCUAACAUUUGAAAAUACAAUUAUUAUAUCCACAUCACAAUCCAUUGCCAAUUCACCUCUUACUGAAACCAUCACCCCAACUUUGCCUCAAACCACGCCUACUACUCAGGUAACUGAAUCCACAAACAAAACACCACUAGCAACAUAUGCAACCAUUCCUCAAACAACUGAAUCCACUACCACCUCGCUUUUGAUUGAGCCCACAACCUUAUCUCCCACAUCUGAAUCCACCAUCGUUCUUUUGUUAUCUCGCUCCACAAACUCUCCUGAAACAACAGAAUUGUCUGAUUCCACAUCCAUUUCACAGGGAAAUAAUGCAAACACAAAUGCCCUGUUACUGAACAACUUCACCAGUACUUCCCUAGCAAAUGAAUCCACCACGACGUCCAAAACAACUAAAUUCACCACCCUGCCUCUGUUCUCUGAAAGUUCAACCACUGAACUGGAAACAGAAUUUACCACAAAUCUCAAAUCUUCUGAGUUCACUGUCACUCCAACUGUAUUUGAGUCAACAUCUCUUUCCGAAAUGACUACAGCCAUCACUUCUUCCCCUGCACAAGAAUCCACCACCUCCCCUCUUUUGUCUGAAUCUGCAACCAUUCCACAAGCAACAGAAUCCAUCACGAUGUCUCAGGUAACUAACGUAGUUCUGACAGCUAAUUCUGAAGCCACUAUCAACCCACAAGAACAUGAACCGCCCACUACAUCUUCAUUCUCUCAAACUGCAACCGCUCCCAAGAAAACAGAAUUUACCACCAGUCUCAAAUCAUCUGAAGUGACCAUCACCCCUGUUGUGUCUGAAACCACAAACACACCACAAAAAUCAGAAUUCCCAACGAGCUUCUCAUUGUCUGAUUCCAGCAAAAUACCAUCUUUUCCUGAAUCUACAACUCUCUCCAAGGGUACUGAAACCUCCAUGCCUCACCUCUCAACCAACGUAACCACCCCAACGUUGACCGAAACCACAUCAACUCCCCAAAAAACUGAACAUACAACCAUCCCUAUGUCCACAUCAAGUGCCACUUACCAGGCAAUACAAAAUACUACCAACACUAAAAAAACUCAACUAAUUACAACCACUUCUUUAUCUAAAUCUCAGAUUACUGCCCAAGUAGCUCAAUCAACCUCAAUUCCUCAAGCAACCGAAUCCUUCAUAAUGUCACCAUCUUCUGAGUCAGUUACAUCUCCACCACCUGAAUCCAUCACCACUCUGUCUGAAUCAAAGUUCACCACAACCUUAACUGAAUCUGAAUCGUCCACCCCAACUUUAUCCGAGUCAUCUUCCAAUACCCAAGAAAGUGAAUACCCUAUUGCCUCCUCUCCUUUAUCUACAUCCAUAACUACUCCUGCAACAAAUGAAUUCAACACCACAUCGACAUCGCCCUUAUCAACAGAGAACCAGCUAACAUUUGAAAAUACAAUUAUUAUAUCCACAUCACAAUCCAUUGCCAAUUCACCUCUUACUGAAACCAUCACCCCAACUUUGCCUCAAACCACGCCUACUACUCAGGUAACUGAAUCCACAAACAAAACACCACUAGCAACAUAUGCAACCAUUCCUCAAACAACUGAAUCCACUACCACCUCGCUUUUGAUUGAGCCCACAACCUUAUCUCCCACAUCUGAAUCCACCAUCGUUCUUUUGUUAUCUCGCUCCACAAACUCUCCUGAAACAACAGAAUUGUCUGAUUCCACAUCCAUUUCACAGGGAAAUAAUGCAAACACAAAUGCCCUGUUACUGAACAACUUCACCAGUACUUCCCUAGCAAAUGAAUCCACCACGACGUCCAAAACAACUAAAUUCACCACCCUGCCUCUGUUCUCUGAAAGUUCAACCACUGAACUGGAAACAGAAUUUACCACAAAUCUCAAAUCUUCUGAGUUCACUGUCACUCCAACUGUAUUUGAGUCAACAUCUCUUUCCGAAAUGACUACAGCCAUCACUUCUUCCCCUGCACAAGAAUCCACCACCUCCCCUCUUUUGUCUGAAUCUGCAACCAUUCCACAAGCAACAGAAUCCAUCACGAUGUCUCAGGUAACUAACGUAGUUCUGACAGCUAAUUCUGAAGCCACUAUCAACCCACAAGAACAUGAACCGCCCACUACAUCUUCAUUCUCUCAAACUGCAACCGCUCCCAAGAAAACAGAAUUUACCACCAGUCUCAAAUCAUCUGAAGUGACCAUCACCCCUGUUGUGUCUGAAACCACAAACACACCACAAAAAUCAGAAUUCCCAACGAGCUUCUCAUUGUCUGAUUCCAGCAAAAUACCAUCUUUUCCUGAAUCUACAACUCUCUCCAUGGGUACUGAAACCUCCAUGCCUCACCUCUCAACCAACGUAACCACCCCAAUUUUGACCGAAACUACAUCAACUCCCCAAAAAACUGAACAUACAACCAUCCCUAUGUCCACAUCGACUGCCACUUACCAGGCAAUACAAAAUACUACCAACACCAAAAAAACUCAACUAAUUACAACCACUUCUUUAUCUAAAUCUCAGAUUACUGCCCAAUUCACCACAACCUUAACUGAAUCUGAAUCGUCCACCCCAACUUUAUCCGAGUCAUCUUCCAAUACCCAAGAAAGUGAAUACCCUAUUGCCUCCUCUCCUUUAUCUACAUCCAUAACUACUCCUGCAACAAAUGAAUUCAACACCACAUCGACAUCGCCCUUAUCAACAGAGAACCAGCUAACAUUUGAAAAUACAAUUAUUAUAUCCACAUCACAAUCCAUUGCCAAUUCACCUCUUACUGAAACCAUCACCCCAACUUUGUCUCAAACCACGCCUACUACUCAGGUAACUGAAUCCACAAACAAAACACCACUAGCAACAUAUGCAACCAUUCCUCAAACAACUGAAUCCACUACCACCUCGCUUUUGAUUGAGCCCACAACCUUAUCUCCCAUAUCUGAAUCCACCAUCGUUCUUUUGUUAUCUCGCUCCACAAACUCUCCUGAAACAACAGAAUCAACGACCACUUCCCCAAUAAUCGAAUUGACGACAACACCAUCGUUGUCUGAUUCCACAUCCAUUUCACAGGGAAAUAAUGCAAACACAAAUGCCCUGUUACUGAACAACUUCACCAGUACUUCCCUAGCAAAUGAAUCCACCACGACGUCCAAAACAACUAAAUUCACCACCCUGCCUCUGUUCUCUGAAAGUUCAACCACUGAACUGGAAACAGAAUUUACCACAAAUCUCAAAUCUUCUGAGUUCACUGUCACUCCAACUGUAUUUGAGUCAACAUCUCUUUCCGAAAUGACUACAGCCAUCACUUCUUCCCCUGCACAAGAAUCCACCACCUCCCCUCUUUUGUCUGAAUCUGCAACCAUUCCACAAGCAACAGAAUCCAUCACGAUGUCUCAGGUAACUAACGUAGUUCUGACAGCUAAUUCUGAAGCCACUAUCAACCCACAAGAACAUGAACCGCCCACUACAUCUUCAUUCUCUCAAACUGCAACUGCUCCCAAGAAAACAGAAUUUACCACCAGUCUCAAAUCAUCUGAAGUGACCAUCACCCCUGUUGUGUCUGAAACCACAAACACACCACAAAAAUCAGAAUUCCCAACGAGCUUCUCAUUGUCUGAUUCCAGCAAAAUACCAUCUUUUCCUGAAUCUACAACUCUCUCCAAGGGUACUGAAACCUCCAUGCCUCACCUCUCAACCAACGUAACCACCCCAACUUUGACCGAAACUACAUCAACUCCCCAAAAAACUGAACAUACAACCAUCCCUAUGUCCACAUCAAGUGCCACUUACCAGGCAAUACAAAAUACUACCAACACUAAAAAAACUCAACUAAUUACAACCACUUCUUUAUCUAAAUCUCAGAUUACUGCCCAAGUAGCUCAAUCAACCUCAAUUCCUCAAGCAACCGAAUCCUUCAUAAUGUCACCAUCUUCUGAGUCAGUUACAUCUCCACCACCUGAAUCCAUCACCACUCUGUCUGAAUCAAAGUUCACCACAACCUUAACUGAAUCUGAAUCGUCCACCCCAACUUUAUCCGAGUCAUCUUCCAAUACCCAAGAAAGUGAAUACCCUAUUGCCUCCUCUCCUUUAUCUACAUCCAUAACUACUCCUGCAACAAAUGAAUUCAACACCACAUCGACAUCGCCCUUAUCAACAGAGAACCAGCUAACAUUUGAAAAUACAAUUAUUAUAUCCACAUCACAAUCCAUUGCCAAUUCACCUCUUACUGAAACCAUCACCCCAACUUUGCCUCAAACCACGCCUACUACUCAGGUAACUGAAUCCACAAACAAAACACCACUAGCAACAUAUGCAACCAUUCCUCAAACAACUGAAUCCACUACCACCUCGCUUUUGAUUGAGCCCACAACCUUAUCUCCCACAUCUGAAUCCACCAUCGUUCUUUUGUUAUCUCGCUCCACAAACUCUCCUGAAACAACAGAAUCUACGACCACUUCCCCAAUAAUCGAAUUGACGACAACACCAUCGUUGUCUGAUUCCACAUCCAUUUCACAGGGAAAUAAUGCAAACACAAAUGCCCUGUUACUGAACAACUUCACCAGUACUUCCCUAGCAAAUGAAUCCACCACGACGUCCAAAACAACUAAAUUCACCACCCUGCCUCUGUUCUCUGAAAGUUCAACCACUGAACUGGAAACAGAAUUUACCACAAAUCUCAAAUCUUCUGAGUUCACUGUCACUCCAACUGUAUUUGAGUCAACAUCUCUUUCCGAAAUGACUACAGCCAUCACUUCUUCCCCUGCACAAGAAUCCACCACCUCCCCUCUUUUGUCUGAAUCUGCAACCAUUCCACAAGCAACAGAAUCCGUCACGAUGUCUCAGGUAACUAACUUAGUUCUGACAGCUAAUUCUGAAGCCACUAUCAACCCACAAGAACAUGAACCGCCCACUACAUCUUCAUUCUCUCAAACUGCAACCGCUCCCAAGAAAACAGAAUUUACCACCAGUCUCAAAUCAUCUGAAGUGACCAUCACCCCUGUUGUGUCUGAAACCACAAACACACCACAAAAAUCAGAAUUCCCAACGAGCUUCUCAUUGUCUGAUUCCAGCAAAAUACCAUCUUUUCCUGAAUCUACAACUCUCUCCAAGGGUACUGAAACCUCCAUGCCUCACCUCUCAACCAACGUAACCACCCCAACUUUGACCGAAACUACAUCAACUCCCCAAAAAACUGAACAUACAACCAUCCCUAUGUCCACAUCGACUGCCACUUACCAGGCAAUACAAAAUACUACCAACACUAAAAAAACUCAAAUAAUUACAACCACUUCUUUAUCUAAAUCUCAGAUUACUGCCCAAUCAUCUUCCAAUACCCAAGAAAGUGAAUACCCUAUUGCCUCCUCUCCUUUAUCUACAUCCAUAACUACUCCGGCAACAAAUGAAUUCAACACCACAUCGACAUCACCCUUAUCAACAGAGAACCAGCUAACAUUUGAAAAUACAAUUAUUAUAUCCACAUCACAAUCCAUUGCCAAUUCACCUCUUACUGAAACCAUCACCCCAACUUUGUCUCAAACCACGCCUACUACCCAGGUAACUGAAUCCACAAACAAAACACCACUAGCAACAUAUGUAACCAUUCCUCAAACAACUGAAUUCACUACCACCUCGCUUUUGAUUGAGCCCACAACCUUAUCUCCCACAUCUGAAUCCACCAUCGUUCUUUUGUUAUCUCGCUCUACAAACUCUCCUGAAACAACAGAAUCUACGACCACUUCCCCAAUAAUCGAAUUGACGACAACACCAUCGUUGUCUGAUUCCACAUCCAUUUCACAGGGAAAUAAUGCAAACACAAAUGCCCUGUUACUGAACAACUUCACCAGUACUUCCCUAGUAAAUGAAUCCACCACGACGUCCAAAACAACUAAAUUCACCACCCUGCCUCUGUUCUCUGAAACUUCAACCACUGAACUGGAAACAGAAUUUACCACAAAUCUCAAAUCUUCUGAGUUCACUGUCACUCCUACUGUAUUUGAGUCAACAUCUCUUUCCGAAAUGACUACAGCCAUCACUUCUUCCCCUGCACAAAAAUCCACCAUCUCCCCUCUUUUGUCUGAAUCUGCAACCAUUCCACAAGCAACAGAAUCCAUCAAGAUGUCUCAGGUAACUAACGUAGUUCUGACAGCUAAUUCUGAAGCCACUAUCAACCCACAAGAACAUGAACCGCCCACUACAUCUUCAUUCUCUCAAACUGCAACCGCUCCCAAGAAAACAGAAUUUACCACCAGUCUCAAAUCAUCUGAAGUGACCAUCACCCCUGUUGUGUCUGAAACCACAAACACACCACAAAAAUCAGAAUUCCCAAUGAGCUUCUCGUUGUCUGAUUCCAGCAAAACACCAUCUUUUCCUGAAUCUACAACUCUCUCCAAGGGUAUUGAAACCUCCAUGCCUCACCUCUCAACCAACGUAACCACCCCAACUUUUACCGAAACAACAUCAACUUCCCAAAAAACUGAACCUACAACCAUCCCUCUGUCCACAUCCAGUGCCACAUUCCAGGCAAUACAAUAUACAACCAACACCCAAGAAACUCAACUAAGUACAACCACUUCUUUUUCUAAAUCUCCGAUUACUAUCCAAGUUACACAAUCAACCUCAAUUCCUCAAGCAACCGAAUCUUUCAUAAUGGCACCAUCUUCUGAGUCAGUUACAUCUCCAGCACGUGAAACCAUCACCACCGUGUUUGAAUCACAGUUCACCACAACCUCACCUCUUUCUGAAUCGUCCACCCCAAAUUUAUCUGAAUCAACUUCCAAUACCCAAGGAAGUGAAUCCUCCAUUACAUCCUCUCCUUUGUCUACUUUAAUGACUACUCCUGUAACAAAUGAAUUCAACACCACAUCAACAUCGUCUGCAUCAACAGAGAACCAGCUAACAUUUCAAAAUACAAUUAUCCCAUCCACAUCACAGUCCAUUGCCAAUUCACCUGUUACUGAAACGAUUUCCCCAUCUUUCUCACAAACCACUUCCGCUACCCAUUUAACUGAAUCCAGAACCACAACACCACUGGCAAAAUUUGCAACCAUUCCUCAAACAACUUAUUCCACUACUACCUCGCUUUUGUUUGAGUCCACAUCCUCCUUUCCCACAUCUCAAUCCACCAUCUUCCCUUUGUUAUCUCGCUCCACUAACUCUCCCGAAACAACAGAAUCUGUGACCACUUCCCCAAUAAUUGAAUUGAUGACAACACCAUCAUUGUCUGAAUCCACGUCCAUUUCACAGGGAAAUAAUGCAAACACAAAUACUCUGUUACUGAACAACUUCACCAGUAUUUCCCUAGAAAUUGAAUCCACCACGACGUCCAAAACAACUAAAUUCACCACCCUUCCUCUGUUCUCUCAAAAUUCAACCACUGCAAUGGAAACAGAAUUUACCACAAAUCUCAAAUCUUCUGAGUUCACUGUCACUCCAACUUUAUUUGAGACAACAUCUAUUUCCGAAAUGACUACAGCCAUCACUUCUUCCCCUGCACAAGAAUCCACCACCUCCCCUCUUUUGUCUGAAUCUGCAAGCAUUCCACAACCAACAGAAACAGUCACAAUGUCUCAGGUAACUAACUUAGUUCUUACAGCUAAUUCAGAAGCCACUAUCCACCCACAAAAACAUGAAUCGAACACUACCGCUUCAUUCUCUCAAACUACAACCGCUUCCCAUGAAACAGAAUUUACUACCAAUCUGAAAUCAUCUGAAGUGACCAUCACCCCAAUUUUGUCUGAAUCCACAAGCACUCCACAAAAAACUGAAUUCCCAACCAGCUUCCCAUUGUCUGAUUCCAGCACAACACCAUCUUUGCCUGAAUCUACUACUCUGUCCAAGGGUACUGAAUCCUCCACGCCUCACCUCUCAACCAACAUAACCACCUCUACUUUGACUGAAACUACAUCAACUCCCCAAAAAACUGAAUCUACAACCAGUGCCACUUCCCAGGCAAUACAAUAUACUACCAACACCCAAGAUACUCAACUAAUUACAAGCACUUCAUUAUCUAAAUCCCCGAUUACUGUCCAAGUAACUCAAUCAACCUCAGCAACCGAAUCCCCCAUUAUGGCACUAUCUUCUGAGUCAGUUACACCACCACCAUCUGAAUCCAUCACCACUCUGUCUGCAUCACAGUUCACUACAACCUCACCUGUGUCUGAAUCUUCCACCCAAACUUUAUCCUUGUCAACUUUCAAUAUCCAAGGAAGUGAAUCCCCCAUUGCCACCGCUGUAUUCUCUACAUCCAUAAGUACUCAUCUAAGAAAUGAAUCGAACACCACUUUAACAUCAUCCACAUCAACAGCGAAGCAGCCAACAUUUGAAAAUACAAUCAUCCCGUCCACAUUACGGUCCAUUGUCAACUCAUCUCUUACUGAAUCCAUCACCCCAACUUUGUCUCAAACCACAUCCACUACUCAGCUAAGUGAAUCCACCACCUCCACUGCACUGUCAACAUUUGCAAACAUUCCUCAAACAACUGAAUCCAGUACUACCUCGCUUUUCUUUGAGCCCACAUUCUCCAUCCCCACAUCUGAAUCCACCAUCACCCCUUUGUUUCCUCGCUCCACAACCUCUCCCAAAACAACAGAUUCUACGACCACUUCCCCAGUAAUCGAACUGACAACAACUCCAUCGCUCUCUGAAUCCAUGACCUUGACCCAGGGAAAUGAUGCCAACACAAACAACCUGAUGCUGAAUCACUCCAGCUUUACUCCCCAAUCAAAUGAAUCCACCACGACGCCCCAAGCCACUGAAUUAUCUGGCCGAAGUUUAUUAGAAAACACUUCCACUUUCCAAAGAACAAAAUUCUCCACCCCGAUUCCAUUGUCUGAAAGUAGAAACACUGCACUCGUAACAGAAUUUACCACAAAUUUCAAAUAUUCUGAGCUGACUGUGACUGCAGUUUUACCUGAGUCAACAUCCUUUUCCCAAAUAACUACAGCCCCCACUUCUUCCCCUGCACAAGAAUCCACCAUCUCCGCUCUUUUGUCUAAAUCUACAACCAAGCCACAAGCAACAGAAUCUCUCACGCCGUCUCAGGUAACCAACUUAGUUCUGACAGCUAAUUCUGAAGCCACUAUCACCACACAAAAUCAUGACCCGCCCACUACAUUUUCAUUCUCUGAAAUUGCAACCACUCCCCAAGGAGCAGAAUUUGCCACCAAUCUCAAAUCACCUGAAAUGACCAUCACCCCAAUUUUUUCUGAAUCCACAAACACUUUACAAAAAACUGAAUUCCCAACCAACUUCUCCUUAUCUGAUUCCAGCACAACCCCAUCUUUUCCUGAUUCUUCAACUCUGUCCAAUGGUACUGAAUCCUCCACCACUCACCUAUCAACCAACGUAACCACCACUCCUACUUUGACUGAAACUACAUCAACUCCCCAAAAAACUGAAUCCAUAAACAUCCCUCUGUCCAUAUCCAGUGUCACAUUCCAGGCAUUACAAUAUACUACCAACACCCAAGAAACUGAACUAAUCACCACAACUCCUUUAUCUAAAUCUUCGAUUACUGUCCAAGUAACUCAAUCAACCUCAAUUCCCCAAGCAACCGAAUCCUCCAUCAUGGCACCAUCUUCUGAGUCAGUCACCCCACUGCCACCUGAAUCCAUCACCACUCUGUCUGCAUCACAGCUCACCACAACCUCACCUGUGUCUGAAUCCUCCAUUCCAACUUUAUUGGAGUCUACUUCCAAUACCCAAGGAAGUGAAUCCCCCAUUGCCACCUCUCCUUUGUCUACAUCCAUGACCACUCCUGUAACAAAUGAAUCCAACACAAUUUUGACAUUUUCCACAUCAACAGCGAUGCAGCUAAUAUUUAAAAAUACAAUCAUCCCGUCCACAUCACGGUCCAUUCCCAGCUCACCUCUUACUGAAUCCAUUACCCCAACUUUGUCUGAAACCACAUCCAGUACCCGUCUAACUGAAACCAUCUUCACCAUUCCACUGUCAACAUUCACAAUCAUUCCUCAAAUAACUGAAUCCACUACCACCUCGCUUUUGCUUGAGCCCACAUCCUCCCUCCCUACAUCUGAAUCCACCAUCACCUCUUUGUUUUCUUUCUCCACAGCUUCUCCCAAAACAACAGAAUCUACCACCACUUCACUACUAAUCGAAUUGUUGACAACCCUAUCAUUGUCUGAAUAUACGUCCAUUUCCAAAGGAAGCGUACCUUCCACUGCCACCGCUCCUUUGUCUACAUCCAUAUCAUUUGACAGAGCAAUCAUCUCUUCCACAUUACAGUCCAUUGCCACCUCACCUCUGUAUGCAUCUUUUUCCAUCACCCCACCUUUUUCAGAAUCCAUAUCUUCUAGCCAAGUAAGUGAAUCCACCACCACCUCCUCACUGUCAACAUCCACAACCACAUCUCAACCAACUGAAUCUACUAUAUCCUCUCUUUCGUUUGAACCUACAUCCACCUUUGCUGCAUCUGUGUUGUCUCACUCCACAACUUCUCUCCAAACGACACAGUCCAAAACCAUUUCCCCACAAAUUGAGUUGACCAUCACCCCAACUUUCUUUGAAUCCACCUCCAUUUCCCAUGGAACUGAUUCCACAACAACUACCCUUUUUUUGUACAAGUCCAUCAUUUCUCCCAAAGUAACUGAGUCCACUACCAAUCUCCAGCCCACCGAGGUAAGCGGUCCUACUUUGUUUGAAUCCAUAUCCACUUCGCAAAAAGUUAAAUUCACCACUACACCUCCAUUUUCUGAAAGUACAUCUGCUCAACAAGCCACAGUGCUUAUCACCAAUCUCAAUACUCCUUUGACUAUCACUUUUCCUUUUUCUAAAUCUAUAAAUUCUCCCCAAGUAACUGAUUCCAUCACAACUCCCCAAGCAACUAAAUCCUCAUUUACAACACUUUCAUCUGAGUCCACAGCCCCACAUGCAUCUGAAUAUACAACAACCAUCCCUCUUUUUUCAGAAUAUUCUAGCCCUCUUUUUACUGAAUCAAUUACCACCCUUCCCUUGUCUGACUAUAUUAUUACCUUUCCAUUGUCUCAAUUCACUAAUAAUCUGCAAACACCAGAUGUUUCCACCAAUUCCCAUUCAUCCGAAUUUACCAUCAACCCAACACUAACCCAAUCCACUUCCACUACCCAAGGAACUGAAUCCUCCACCACCACCCCUUUUUUUGCUGACUCCACAACCACUCUUCAGACAACACAAUCUUUCAGCUCCUCCCAAGCCACCAACUUAACCCCCAACCCUACUUUGUUCAAAGCCUUGUCUGUUCCUCAAGCACCUAAACCCACAACCUCUCUUACUUUGUCCAAAUUCAGCUCCACUCCCCAGAAAACUGAAUAUGCUACCAGUAACCAGUCAACUGAAUUGACCACCACUGCUUCUUUGUCUAAAUCUCCAACCACUCUCCAAGCAACUGAAUCCACAUUUCCCAAUGCAACUGAAUCACCCAUCAUGUCACCUUCAUCUGAGUCCACCCCCACACCAGUAUCUGAAUCCACCACCAGCUCUUCUUUAUUUGAAGCAACCACCAUCCAUGUUUCUGAAUUCAGCACCCCUCCAUUGUUUCAAUCCACAACCUCUCCACAAACAACAGAUUCUUCCACCACUCACUCAUCAAUUGAAUUGGCCAUCAACCCAACUUGGUCUGAAUCCACAUCUACUCUCCUUUCAUUGAAAACCACUAUUGCUUCCCUAGCAAAUGAAGCCACCACCUCCCUACCUUCCUCUGACUCCUCCGCCCUUCCUUUAUCUAAAUACACCACCACACCUCCUUUGCCUGAAUCUACAACCUCUUCCCAAUCAACAGACUCCUUCAUCACCUUUCCUUCGUUUGCAUCCUCAUCCACCAAACCUUCAUUUGAACUGAACUCCAUUCGUCCUGUAUCUGAAUCUGCCACCAUCCCUCCAUUGUCUCAAUUCACAAUCACUCCCAAAAAAACAAAAACUAUCACAAUUCCCCAGUCAGCUGAAUUGACUGUCACCCCACCUUUGUCUGAAUCCACAUCCACUAUUCAGAGAACUGAAUCCAUCCCACGUGUAUCUGAUUAUACCAGUAUUCGGCCUGCUUCAGAAUUCACCACCAACUCACCUCCCUUCACACAUCCUUCAUCUCAAUCCACCACCACAAUUCCCCGGGGAACAGAAUUUAUCACUCCUCCCUCUAUGUUUGAAUCCACCACAACUGUUCUAAGAGUACCUUCCACCAUCACCAUUCCCCCAGCUGUGUCUGAAUUCACCACCACCAUUUUGCAAGUAAAUGUGCACAAGUCCACCACCACUCCUUUAACAACAAAAUCAACUGUUUCUCCCCAAACAAGCAAAACCACCAUGACCCCAUUUGUGUCUGAGUCCUCCACCACCUUUUUUGUACCCAAAUCUACUACUGCUUCUGUUAUAACAGAUUCCAGUAAAAAUCUGUCUGUGCCAGAAUCUACCUAUUUUGCCCAAGCUACAGAAUCUGUGACCCUUACUCAAGUAAUAGAUUCCACAGACACACAGUCUAUAUCCACAACUGUUCCUGUUGCAAAGGAGUCCACUGCCACUCUUCAGCCAUCAACAGAAUCCAGAACCUCUCUGCACACUGCAACAAUAUCUGCAGCUAUACCCCAGGCAAAAAAAUCCACCACCAUUCAUGGUAUAAAUCGACCAAGCAACAGUACCCCUGCAACAGCAUCUACCAUGCCACAAACCAAAUCCACCACCACCUCAGAAGUAUGGAACUCUUCUACCACUCUGCUUACAGCUCAGCCUACAACCAAAUCAUCAUCAUCAUCAUUGCCAAAUACAUCUUCAUCGGGACAAG